Molecule: messenger RNA, 417 nt
Organism: Arabis nemorensis
Lineage: Eukaryota; Viridiplantae; Streptophyta; Magnoliopsida; Brassicales; Brassicaceae
Source: the annotation of a GenBank genome assembly
AUGACAAAGAACGGAGCCUACACUACGAAAACGGGUUAUGUUCUGUUACAACUGGAAACAGAGCAACCGAACACAACUCAGUUUAAUUGGCAAGCCAACAUCUGGAAACUCCGCACGUCACCAAAGAUUAAAACAUUCCUCUGGAAAGCCGCGGUUAAUGGUCUCCCAGUGGGAGAAGCGCUGCAAAGGCGCGGCAUUGAGGUGGAUGGUUUGUGCAAGCGGUGUGGAGCUUUGGAAACGGUUCAACAUAUGUUGAUCUCGUGCCCUUUUGCCCAAGCGGUUUGGGAGCUAGCACCUGUCACAAGCCCGCAUAGAUUAUUGAUAGGAGACUCAGUGAGCGAACUGCUUAGCAAAGCAAAGAAGUGGAUUAAUCUUCCCCCCUCUGGAUGCACGGCUCACUUACAUGCCUGGAUUUGA